AUGCCCCCUCUCUUCCCAUCCGAACCCCAUGCAUCCCAUCAUACGUGCACGAGUCCACGUCAUCCGCAGAAAUCGUCUCAAAAGCCAUCUCCAUCCCUCCCCCCUCCUCCGAACCCCUCAUUCGCCCCGCCAGACGUGCACGAGGCCACGUCAUCCGCAUACACGGCGCGGCCAGGCGAGGACGACGGCACGCUGCUGUCGCCGGUGCAGGACUACGUGGCGGCGCGCGAGCUGCAGAAGCUCGCCGGGAUCUACGCCGUGUAUGACGGCGCUGGCGCGCUGCAGUACGUGGGGUACUCGCGCAACAUCGUCGUGUCGCUCAAGGGCCACAGGGUGGCAAUGGGUGAGGAGCUGUGCAGAUCAGGCCACAGGGCGGCUAUGGGCGAGGAACUGUGUAGCUCUGUGAGGGUGCAGGUGUACCGGGCAGAUUCACUGCUUUCCCGGGCAGUGCUGGACGGGGAGCGGAGGCGGUGGUUGCAGGAGCUCGGGCAGAGCGAAAGUUUCAUGCAGACUAGCAGUUUCGCCUGGUGGGGGGCGCAGGGCGCGCAGGGCGCGCAGGUGGGCGCGGCAGCAGCGGCGGCGGCGGAGGGGGGGGAGCUGAGCGAUGGGGAGCGGGCGGAGCAGGAGGAGCGGCGGCUGAGGAUGCGCAAGGCGAUGGGGGAGAACCUGAUGGACGAUGAGGAGUACAGGCGGAGGGUGGAGGGCGGGGAGACGGACGGGGAGAGCGACAGGCGGAGGAUGCAGCUGCUGCAGGUGAGGGAGGGUGGUUGGAGGGAUGGAGAGAUGGCGGAAUGGGGAAAUUGUGCGAUAGCCAGCUGUUCUGCUCUUGGGGUGAGGAGUACAGGCGGCGGGGAGACGGACGGGGAGAGCGAUAGGCGCCGGCUGCAGCUGCUGCAUGUGAGGGGGGUUGGAGGGAUGGAGGGAUGGGGGAAUGGAGUGGUGGGAUGGAGGGAUGGGGGGAUGGAGUGGUGGGAUGGAGGGAUGGGGGGAUGGAGUGGUGGGAUGGAGGGAUGGGGGGAUGGAGUGGUGGGAUGGAGGGAUGGGGUGAUGGAGUGGUGGGAUGGAGGGAUGGGGGAAUGGAGUGGUGGGAUGGAGGGAUGGGGUGAUGGAGUGGUGGGAUGGAGGGAUGGGGUGAUGGAGUGGGAUGGGGGAAUGGAGUGGUGGGAUGGAGGGAUGGGGGGAUGGAGUGGUGGGAUGGAGGGAUGGGGGAAUGGAGUGGUGGGAUGGAGGGAUGGGGGGAUGGAGUGGUGGGAUGGAGGGACGCAGGAAAGGGUCGUGGUAUGGAUUGAUGUGGGGAUUUGGAAAGGGGAGUCGGAUGGAGAGGGUGAUACGCGGAGACUGCAGCUGCUGCAGUUGAUGAGGGAGAUCAAGGGAGAAAGUGGAUUGGCCACAGAGGGCGACGACUGGAGCUCUGUGAUUGACGGGCAGACGCAAGAAACCGUUUCUGCUAGAGGAAGCUCUAAUGGGAAGCCUUCCAGAGCAGCGAAAGGAGAGGCGAGAGGAGCCACGGCAACAGAAGCAGCAACAGCACAGCAAGGCAGCGGGGUAGCUGCACCCUCCGCUGCUCUCCGUUCGGCAGCACCCAUUGUUAGCCCGUUUGCGCGCCCAGGUGCUGCAGGCACGGGGGCAGGUGGGGAAGCAGAGGAAGCGGAGGGGGAGAUGGAGCUGACAGUUGAGUCGGCUGACCAGGUGCUGGAUCGGGUGCGGCCGUACCUGGUGGCGGAUGGCGGCAAUGUGGAGGUGAAAGCCGUGGAGAAUGGUGUUGUUAUCCUGGAGCUGCAAGGUGCGUGCAACACGUGCCCCAGCUCAGCAGCAACGAUGAAGAUGGGCAUUGAGAGGGCCCUGCAGGACGCGUUUGGGGAGAAGCUCAAGGAGGUCAUGCAGCUGGGUGGCGUUGACAACAGGCUCACCCUCGCUGCUGUGGAGAAUCAUCUCUCGCAGGUUCUCCAACCCACUCUGAGCAAGUACGGAGCGUCAGCAUCUGCAGUCUCUCUUGAUCUCGUGAAGGGUUUUUGCGAAGUGCGGUUCGAGGGGCCACCGCCGAUGGCCAUGGGAAUUCAGGCUGCUUUGAAGGACAAGUUCCCUGAAAUUCGGCUUGUCAAGUUGGUAUCCUGA
Molecule: messenger RNA, 2115 nt
Organism: Closterium sp. NIES-65
Lineage: Eukaryota; Viridiplantae; Streptophyta; Zygnematophyceae; Desmidiales; Closteriaceae
Source: the annotation of a GenBank genome assembly